Messenger RNA from Clonostachys solani, 1932 nucleotides. NCBI's taxonomy places the organism in Eukaryota, Fungi, Ascomycota, Sordariomycetes, Hypocreales, Bionectriaceae. The record is from the annotation of a GenBank genome assembly.
AUGGAUAUUUCCGCCGCCAACAGUGAGCCGCAAAGGACGGGGAAGCUCCGAAAGCGCGCGCUCAAAAUCAACAGGACCUGCGCGCCCUGCCGAGCACGCAAGAUCAAGUGCGAUGCGGCCAUGGUCGGCCUCCCCUGUGGUAGCUGUUCCGCCAGGCAGUGUAUCGAUGACUGUGUACUGCCGACCCGCAAGACCCGGACCAAGUUAGUUACUACAGGCAUCCCGGCUGCCUCCAACAGUAAUCCUUCAGAUGAGCUCUAUCAAUCUAAUCAAUCACAACACCCCUCCAAUGCCGAUUCCCUCGACUGUGAAAGCCCGCAUCAGACUGAGCCAGAUCUGCUCUACAUCAACAUUCUAAACGACGCCGUAAAAGCAUCUGCGACAUCAAGCCCACUUCAUCCCGCAUCCGACACUCCGUACCGCUCAGAGCUCGAACCCAGUCUUACUCCUCGCAACUGUUGUUGGGCCAAGUUACCCCAAUUAGAUGACAUUGACAAUGAAUACCUUGCCAAAAAAGGGGUCUUUGAUCUACCUCCCCGACAUCACUUAGAUGCCCUCAUGAAGGCAUACUUUGACUACGUCCACCCUUUUCUUCCUGUAAUAAACAGAGCCGAGUUUAUUCGCGGCUAUGAGUCCGGGGAUUGCUCUUUGUUCCUGCUCCGUGUUAUGCUGACAACAGCAAGCCUCCACGUGCCGGUAGAUGUGCUCUCCGCCUGUGGCUUUUCCAGCCGCUCAGCUGCGCAAGAAUCGUUCUUUGCCAAGGCUAACCUGCUCCAUGACCUUGUCGCUGACGAUGACCCGUUGGUGAUGUUACAGGGGUCCAUCAUCUUAUGCACGGUGAUUCUUGACCACCCCACGAGCCGGGACUUUGGCUACUGGUUCCACAACGCCAUCAAUCUUGCCACCAAGCUUGACCUACGCAACACGUGUGUUCGAGAAAAUAAACCUCGCCAAGUCUUGAAGCUAUACCGAAGGAUGUGGUGGGCUCUCUACUGUUUGGAUGUUUUUCAUGUUUUUGCAAAUACCGGGCGCUUUAGACUGGUCGGAAAUACCUCUGCAAUCAGGCCUAGGACGGAAGAUGACUGGGAAGCAGAUGACCUCUCAGCAGCAUCGUCCGGCGGCAUAUUAUCUACCGUCACUCCCCAGCAAAAGGCUUUACCCAUUGCCCAUUGCGAGUUAUCUCUAAUAUUCGGGCAGUACUUGUCCGAUGUGACGAGCAAGCCACAGCAAGAUCCUCGCCAAAUGAUGCACUCACUCGACGCGUGGCGAAAAUCCCUCCCUGCCAAGAUGCAUGUCAACGAGGAUACUGGAACUGAUGUCUGCUAUCUGAAUAUACAAGCCAUGAGCUACAGGUUUGAGUGCGUCUUGUAUCGUCUUAUGCGACGUGUUUGGAAGCAAACCGAGCAUCCGGAUUGGAGUAAAUGGAUCAAAACACGGUUACGGUCAGCCAUCCUGGAGCUGGACACGAUUGCGAUGAGGGUGUUCAGUAGUGGCACCCUUUGGGAGUUCCCCAUGUCUUUUAUCACUACGAUAGCCGCUCUUCUCGCUCUACAUAUAGAAUCAGCUCUCGACCUAACCGAAACAGACCUCAUUCGUUCCAUGGCUCGGAUAUCCAUCAAUCAGAUAAUGAUUAUCCUCAGCCACGGAAAGGAAAUACCUGCACUAAAAAGAGCACUUCCAGUAUUUGAAGAUGUUCUCGCAAGGAAAAACCUGUCCUUAGUUCCGCUCAACACCCCGCGUCAAAUACCGAUACAGUCGCAGUCGCAAGACAACACCAUCGAUGCUUACACUUCGCCGCCCGCACAGACGAGCACAGACUCGUCUCAAGUAGAGCCGCUCGUGAAUAUUCCGUCGCCCAAUGUGGAUUUUCUAGGGUUUGAUUUCUUGGAUGAGUGGCAAAUUGGUGAGCUGGAGUUCACUGAUCGAUAUUGA